Molecule: messenger RNA, 678 nt
Organism: Trichomonas vaginalis G3
Lineage: Eukaryota; Parabasalia; Trichomonadida; Trichomonadidae
Product: phosphoprotein phosphatase protein
Exons: 1
Coding region: 1-678 (225 amino acids)
Molecular function (GO): phosphoprotein phosphatase activity
Source: RefSeq, a predicted model, not a curated record
AUGUAUCCCUUUUCAGGUUCCAUGGCUUUUGGAUCUCUUCUUGAGCCAAAUUUUAACUUAAUAGAUAUACAUGCUAUAGAUACUGAUAGAAUUGCCCAUUCAUUGCCUACAACUCCGCACAGAAUUUUCGUUACAGAUACACGUAAAGCAUUAGUUCUGGAUUUAGAUGAAACUCUUGUUCACACAUCAACAUUUCCUCCCCAUUCAGAUGUUGAAGCCUUAAAAUUCGACGAUACGAACGAAUACGUGUUUUUGCGACCAAAUGUAAAGAAAUUUUUGGAAAGAGUUUCAGAACUCUUUGAGGUAUUUAUCUUUACGGCAGGUACCCAGAUAUAUGCAGAAAGAAUCCUCGAUUCUUUCUGCCCACAAAUCGACCAAAUGCACCGUUUCUACAGGGAUUCGUGCAAAUUCAGUGGAAAUAAAUGCAAGAAGGAUCUUAAUAAGUUCGGAAGACCAUUAACCAAAGUGGUAAUGGUUGAUGAUAACUAUCAGAUGCGCAGUUAUUACCCACAAAAUACAAUUUAUAUUGACAGAUGGAGUGGUACUCCAUUGGAUGACGUUUUAAUGUCAAAGAUUCUCCCGAUUCUAGAAAAAUGUGCUGAUGCAGAAGAUGUCAGACCAAUUGUCAAGGAAUACGGCGAAAGAACUAUCGAGCGUAGAGCAUCAAGCUUUUUCUAA